Chironomus riparius is the source of this 1009-nucleotide messenger RNA. The record is from the annotation of a GenBank genome assembly. Lineage: Eukaryota; Metazoa; Arthropoda; Insecta; Diptera; Chironomidae.
CAAAAAUAUUAAAACUCUUCAUAGUGAUUCAAGCUUCUCUGAAACAAAGAUGAAGUUAUUUAUUUUGGCAGUUCUUGUUGCUCUUGCAUCAGCUAAUGAUGAAGUUGAUUGGUCACAAGUAAGACCAAUGCAUCAACUUCUUAACGACUAUGUUAGUGAAAAUAAAGCACCUGUACCAAGAGACAGGAGAAUUGUAAAUGGCCAACCAGCUGCACCUCAUCAAUUUCCCUAUCAGGUUGCACUUUUGAUGAACUCAGCAUCAGGAACUGGCUUAUGUGGUGGAUCAGUUAUCAGUCAAAAUGCAGUCCUUACAGCUGCUCACUGUACCGUUACUGGAGUCCUUAACUUCUUGAUUAUUGCUGGAGCUUAUAAUCGUAAUCUGCUUGAACCAAAUCAACAACGUCGCACUGUUCCACCAACUGAUUUCAUUCCACAUCCAAACUAUGGUCCACUUCGUUUAGUCAAUGAUAUUGCCGUCCUUAGAUUCACUCAAGCAUACACAUUCAAUGAAUUCGUUCAACCUGUUGUUAUGGCAAGUGACGAUAGUAAUAGACAUGUUGGUGCAAGUGUACAUGUUUCUGGUUUUGGACGUAUUAGUGAUAGCAAUCAGCUUACAUCAGAAGUUGUCUUAUUCACAGUUAAGACAGUCAUCACAAAUGCAGUUUGCGCUCAAUCAUUCCCACUUAUAGUUGUCGAUUCAACCAUUUGUGCCGUUGGAACACCAGAUAUUAAUAAUUCAGUCUGCAAUGGAGAUUCAGGUGGCCCACUUACUAUCCGUGAUGGAAGCUUGAACUCUAUUCAAGUUGGUGUUGUUUCAUUUGGAAGUCCACAAGGAUGCGAACGUGGAUUCCCUGACGGAUAUGCUCGUGUCUCAACAUUCUAUCCAUGGGUUCUUUCAGUUAUGCCAUAAAUUCUAUUGAUUUUGUGAAACAACGUAUCGUAGCCUGACAUAAGCUUAACAUCUGUUUUUUUGUAAAAUGAAAUAAAAUUGUUAUCAAUUUGCUUUAUC